AUGGACUUCGUGGUGCUCAAGUAUGCGCCAAAUGAGCCACCUCUGGCCUCGUACGCCCAAAACCACAUCAUGAACCAACUGGAAGUCAUGGCGAGGGAAGAGCUCGGAGAAACGCCCGAACUAAAGAAAGAGUGCUUGGACAAGUUCCGGGAACUUCUGCAAGGAGAAAAUGGUCUGCGACUUCCGCCCGAUUACGUUCUUCUUAUGUUCCUGCGAGCCCGAAAGUACAGAUUGAAUGACGCUGUAAAGACUCUUAAAAAUUAUUUCCGCGCUCGCAGCAGCCUUCCUGAGUACUUCGAUAACUUCUCGCCAUCGGCAAUUCCGUACCAGACAAUCAUUCGGGAGCACAAUCUGUUAGUGAUCUCAAAAGACAGAGACUCUCAAGGAAGAGCUGUAGGAUUGAUCAGAUUCGGAGCUUGGAACCGCAGCAUCUGUUCCCUGAGUGAGCUGGUCAAGAGCACCCUCGUGGCACUGGAGUAUCUUCUCCUUGAGGAGGAGACGCAGAUACGAGGAAUUGUUUGCGCCGACGACUUUGCAGGAUUGGGGUGGCACCACCUCAUUGAGAUGACUCCGAGAUUCCUUCGACUGGUCGUCGCUCUUGUUCAGGCACGUUCGGCUGUUCAGAAAAAAAAAAAGAGGUGUUUUGGAUCAACUAUACAAGGCUGACGAAACCUACACUUUGCAGUGUACGCCUGUUAGUUACACUUAGCUGCGCUAUACUUACACCUCGCGGGUCUCGUGACUCCUUUGCACGUGUCUCG
Dermacentor andersoni is the source of this 761-nucleotide messenger RNA. Its product is annotated as alpha-tocopherol transfer protein-like. Gene Ontology annotation, cellular component: membrane. Gene Ontology annotation, molecular function: phosphatidylinositol bisphosphate binding. The record is from RefSeq and is a predicted model, not a curated record. NCBI's taxonomy places the organism in Eukaryota, Metazoa, Arthropoda, Arachnida, Ixodida, Ixodidae.